ACGUCCUGCGCGGGAGCGGAAAACGUGCAGCCAGACAGUGCGGAAAAGGAGCGACGUGUUUUCCUGGUGUAGUUUGGGAUACCUAAACAAUUUACUGAACUACUGAGAAUAGCCUGCGCUCUUACGGACGACUGCACGCGUUAGAGGUCAGCGGAAGCUUGGCGAAUCCUCCAGCAUGGCUCGAGAUUGGAAACCUGGUGAUCUGAUUUUUGCCAAGAUGAAGGGUUAUCCGCACUGGCCUGCGAGGAUUGAUGAAGUGCCCGAUGGUGCCGUGAAGCCAUCCAACAUCAAGUUUCCCAUCUUCUUCUUUGGCACCCACGAAACAGCGUUUCUUGGCCCUAAAGAUAUCUUUCCAUACCUCCCCAACAAAGAGAAGUACGCCAAGCCCAACAAGAGGAAAGGCUUCAACGAGGGAUUGUGGGAGAUUGAGAACAACCCGAAAGUAGAGCUCACGGCACCGAAGCCGGUCGCUCCCGAGUCUUUCGCUGAAAAGGAUUCAGACAGCAGUCCAGAAGGAGAAGAGGGAGCGGAGGACAAAGGGAUGAAAACAAAAGUUCCAGGAAGUGGGGCUGAGCAGGAGAAUGAGAAUGAUCAGGAGGAUGAUGAGGAGGAGGAUGAGGAUGAUGAGGAGGAGGAGGAGGAAGGGUCUCUGAUGUCUGAGCAGGGUCCUCAGGACCAGGAUGGCGCCGCUCAGAAAGAAGCAACAGAUGCUCCUAAACCCAAGAGAGGAAGAAAGAAAAAGAGUGAUGCUGACCAGGAGAAUGAGAAGGAAGAUGCACCUGCUAGUCCUGUUAGUCCUUCAGGUGGAGAGCCUCCCAAACGAAGAGGCAGGAAGCCCAAAAGUGAGAAGUUGCUUUUGCUUCAGCAGCAGGAACAACACGGCUCUGGAAGUGAAAUGGAUACUACUGAGUCGGACAAAAAGAGAAAGAGGGCAACAGAAGACAAGUCCCAAAGUGCAGAGGAGGAGAAGAGAAAGAAGAGGGAGGACAGCAAAGGAAAGGAGGCAGAGGCGAAGGAGCCCGAAGCCAAGAAGAAGAAGCAGUCCAAGGAUGACAGCUCCUCUGGCUCUGACGAUGAUGAGAAGAACAAAGGCAGGAAGAAACAGACGAACUCAGAGAUAGACAAAGAUGUACGAAGACGGAAAGCGGAUGAACUGAGAGAACCAAACAAAGAUGACGGGAAGAAAAAUGAAGAGAAGGCAGGAGGCAAGAAAAAAGAAAUGUCAACUGACUUGAAACUCCAGAGGCUGCACAGUGAAAUUAAGAUUUCACUGAAAAUUGACAACCCUGAUGUGAAGAAGUGCUUGGACGCUUUAGAUGAGAUCAGCGCCCUUCAGGUCACGACCCAGCACCUGCAGAAGCACAGCGAACUCAUCGCCACGCUCAAAAAGAUCCGCAGAUUCAAGGCCAGCCAGGACAUCAUGGACAAAGCCACCAUGUUGUACAACAAGUUUAAGAGCAUGUUUCUGGUUGGAGAAGGCGACUGCGUGCUCAGCCAGGUGCUCAACAAGUCCUUAGCUGAACAACGGCAGCAUGAAGAAGCCAAGAAGGGAGCACUGAAGAGAGUUGAACAAGCCAAAGAAAACAACUCAGACAAGGUGACAAAUGGCGACGUGAGCCCCGACGAAAAGAAGCAAGAGACUGAUAGAGAGAAGCUCCCGGAAGACGCUUCAGCAGGAGAAAAUCACAGUGCCCCAAAAACUCAGGAGGAGUCCACUUGAGCGUCCUACAUCCCUGAAGAAAGAGAUGCUGCUGUACUAAUGCAACCUUUUGUAAAACCUGGGCUGACCAGCUGUUCUGUCCUGUCCAGUUCCUGACUGAUUGUGCUCGCUGGUUUCCAGUUUGCUGACUGACCGUUUUCAUCAGCAUUGCUGCUCAAAGGUUUCUUUACACCAAGAUAAUGACUGACUACAUAUUCUAUUUUUCUACUUUGACUUUCAGACACCUUCUGUUUCAUGCAUCUACGUGUUUCAUUAGAGUUACAACCAAAUAGAGCAGGAAUUCGUAAAUCUGCAGCUCUGAACGUAGGUCUUACUGAGUAUGCUCACAGAGAUGGUUAGGAGUAGAUAGUGUUUUUUCACUUUUUGCAUUUGAGCAUGUUUUUGACAGGUACUGAAACAACAGUUCAAUGUUAACCUCUGACUUUCUGUAGUUAGAAACACAGUUAAACUGUCUAAUAGCAGCUGCAUUGACACUCUGUAAAGCAUGCUUCAUUGAGAUUCUCUUCAGAUGCACAUUUAGAAAACUUUGCCAAAGUGUCUUUUGCCAGGGAAAUACUUGUUUUCCACCACGUUUGAGUGUCUCUUGUACGUUCUUCUUUUAACAUAGAUGUAAAUAAGAGUAUUUUUGUGCCUGUCUGAUGACCUGUUUCAACCUCCAGUAAUAAAGUGGUAGAUUAUAGUACACUUUUCGUCUUUAAUCGUAUGUUUGUCUUGAGAAUCUCAAAACUUCUGUCCACUUUGACUCACCUGCAUUGGAUUCUUAGCGACAAUUUGCCUGUUGAACCAGAAUGACGAUUGCACAUCAUGCUACUGUUACUUUGUCGGAGAAAAAUAAACUUUGUUGCAGCCUUAAAAA
Molecule: messenger RNA, 2576 nt
Organism: Mugil cephalus (flathead mullet)
Lineage: Eukaryota; Metazoa; Chordata; Actinopteri; Mugiliformes; Mugilidae
Gene: psip1a
Product: PC4 and SFRS1 interacting protein 1a
Exons: 17
Coding region: 176-1720 (514 amino acids)
Biological process (GO): regulation of transcription by RNA polymerase II
Cellular component (GO): nucleus
Molecular function (GO): transcription coregulator activity; double-stranded DNA binding
Source: RefSeq, a predicted model, not a curated record